UUGUCUUGGCAGUGGCGAGCAGCGCGUGUGACCCGCGGUGUGUGCGUUGUCUCGCAGGCCAGGACAGAUCACGCUCCCCACCACCACUUCCCUCCCGGCUAUGAAGCCGCGACCCUUCCUGGGAGCCAAACAGCGGGCUUACGCCGGAGCCUCUAGGACCCGGCGGAGGCCGGCCGCUGUCCCCGGGCCGCGCGAGUGAGCAUGUGCAGACCAGGCGCCCGUUCGCCCGCUCCGCGCCCGCCGCCCGCUCCACUCCGCGCCCGCGGCUCAGGUCGGCGCCCGCCGUCUCCGCCACUGCUCAGCGCGGAAGUCCGCAGCCGGGGGGAACUGAGCGGCGUGGGCCUGGGCGCGUUGGUGUCAUCGCCACGGGCGCCGGGGGCGUGCGGGCGUCUGGGCUCCGGGCACUGCGGGGCUGCGGGCUCGGCGCCCGGAGAAGGCGGGCGCCCCAGCCGGCCACGAUUGCGGGGUGGAGAUAUUCGCCAGAAGCUGCUCCCCCUCUCUCGUUCCGUUCCCAAGCCAGGCUUCCGGUCAGCGCAGGGUUUUCUUCAGUCUCUUGGUGAACUUGAACACCGGCAGAGACAAAACCGAAACGUUCCUGAGACUGACACGGGCCAGGAGAGCUGAGGGAUGAGGGAGAUGGUGACCCUUGAGCAGAAGCUACCAACAUGGGGCUUGUGGCUGCUGGAGAAAAGUGAUGGUGACAUCUGAAACCCACAGGGACAGCAGCGCAAAAGUGAGCUGACAGGUUCAAGAGCCAGGAUGCUGGGAUGACACCUCUGGAGGCCCUGGCGUCCCUCCUGCCCAGGUGCUAGGAGCCGUCCCCAGGCUCCAGCCGGGAGCCCUGCUGCCCAGGGGCAUGGCCAAACCUUUCUUCAGACUCCAGAAGUUUCUCCGCAGAACACAGUUCCUGCUACUCUUCCUCACAGCCGCCUACCUGAUGACCGGCAGCCUGCUGCUCCUGCAGAGGGCCAGAGUGGCCCUCCCACAGGCCCUUCGGCCUCCUAGCAGCCUACAGGCCUUGCCAGUGGCCACUGUGGCACUGGGGGUGGGCCUUCUGGAUGGCAGAAGCCUUCAUGACCCCCACAGUAGCCCUGACCUAAUACUUGAUGUGGACACACUAAGGAGUCCUCUGGCCCGACUGCCACCUGGAAUCCGCUGGCCCCGGAGGAACCGCAGCUCACUGAGGCGGCGCUGGCUCCACCAUCUCACCAGUGACCCCCAGGGGCCACCCACCCUGGGCCCUGAGGCCCCUGGACCAGCAAGCCGCAGCCAAGGCACUUACCUGGGAUGCUUCAGUGAGGAGGGCCAGGAGAGAACUCUGAAGGGGGCAGUGUUUUAUGACUUGAGAAAGAUGACCGUGUCCCACUGCCAGGAUGCCUGUGCUGAGCGGUCCUAUGUCUAUGCCGGCUUGGAGGCUGGUGCAGAGUGCUACUGUGGGAACCGGCUCCCAGUCACACGUGUCAGCCUGAAGGAGUGUAACCAGGAGUGCAAGGGGGAGAAGGGGACCGUUUGCGGGGCUGUUCGUCGGCUCUCCGUGUACAGCGUGGGACUGCAGCAGCCGGGCUCCAGGAAGCGGUGGACUGCCACCUUCCGAGGGUGCUUCCCACUGCCAGAGAACGUCACCCACACCUUCUCCUCCUCCCUGACACAGGCCAACGUGACUGUGGAGACAUGCUCUGAAUUUUGUUCCCAGAAAGAGUUUCCUCUGGCCAUCCUCCGGGGCUGGGACUGCUACUGUGCCUACCCUACCCCCAAGUUCAGCCUGCGGGAUGCUGUGGAUGGAGCAUUGUGCACCCAGGCCCCUGAGGCUCAGGGGCUACCUGGCUACUGUGAGGUCUACCAGACACCUGUACAAGACACCCGGUGCACAGACAGGAGGUUCCUGCCCAACAAGUCUAAGGUGUUUGUGGCUCUGUCGAGCUUCCCGGGAGCUGGGAACACAUGGGCGAGGCACCUGAUCGAACACGCCACUGGCUUCUACACAGGAAGCUACUACUUCGAUGGAACCCUAUACAACAAGGGGUUCAAGGGUGAGAAGGACCAUUGGCGGAGCCGACGCACCAUCUGUGUGAAGACACAUGAGAGCGGCCAGAGGGAGAUCGAGAUGUUCGACUCCGCCAUCCUGCUGAUCCGGAACCCCUACAGAUCUCUCGUUGCCGAGUUCAACAGGAAGUGUGCUGGACAUCUGGGAUAUGCCCCUGACCGCAACUGGAAGAGCAAAGAAUGGCCGGACUUCGUGAACAGCUAUGCCUCCUGGUGGUCCUCACACGUCCUAGAUUGGCUCAAGUACGGGAAGCGGCUGCUGGUUGUGCACUACGAGGAGCUGCGACGCAGCCUGGUGCCCACGCUGCGGGAGAUGGUGGCCUUCCUCAACGUCUCUGUGAGCGAGGAGCGGCUUCUCUGUGUGGAGAACAACAAAGAGGGUAGCUUCAGGCGGCGUGGCCGGCGCCCUCACGACCCAGAGCCCUUCACCCCGGAGAUGAAGGACUUGAUCAAUGGCUACAUCCGGACAGUGGACCAAGCCUUGCGUGACCACAACUGGGCGGGGCUGCCCAGGGAGUAUGUGCCCAGAUGAUAGGCCCACCCUGGCUACCUGCUCCUGCUGAGAUGCAGUUACACUAACGGGCUGAACACUGCUCUUAGGGCACUGAUCUGUGGACCCCUGGGAUGCAUGGCUGCCGGCACACCGUCAGCAAGGUGUUCUUGUGGAUGCUGCUUCAUGUGCGGGGGGCUCUUGAGCAGCACAAAGCCUACCCAGACAGAUGCACAUCACAGAACACCCCUUGCCAGACACUUACACAUCCUCAGACACACCUAAACAUCAUCCAACAUUCACAGUGCCCAUUUUAAUGUGCCUAAGCCACUUGAGUAGGGUGGGCCAGACACUCCCAGCUUUGCACACACAGCCAGAUAUGGACACAUACACACAGGUGCCAGGGUGUAUGCUUACAGAGACUGGAUAUCUGCCUCAUACAUACACAUGUGCACACACUUAAGGCUCUGGGAGGCCCUGGACUUCCAAGGUCCAGCUAGGCAUAAACUGGCUUUUGGGGGUCCUUGGCUCUGGAAUACUGGACUGGACUGGCAGUAUUGCUCUGAGCCGUACAGUGGGGACUGGGGGAGAUGGAGGUGCACAGACAGACUGUUGCUGAUGGGUACUGUGUGACCUUGGCUGCGUGUCUGACAUCCCAUAAACUUGUGUGCUGUGACAUCCUGGCACUGCAAA
This is a messenger RNA of Peromyscus californicus insignis, 3226 nucleotides long. RefSeq names its product WSC domain containing 1 (gene Wscd1). The transcript has 10 exons. Gene Ontology annotation, molecular function: sulfotransferase activity. Bases 857 to 2575 code for a protein of 572 amino acids. Lineage: Eukaryota; Metazoa; Chordata; Mammalia; Rodentia; Cricetidae. The record is from RefSeq and is a predicted model, not a curated record.